AUGUCUCGUGAAGCUUACCAGGUCCCCAUGGGUGGACAGAGCGGUUUCGGCGGCAAUGAGGGCGGCUUCAGCUCCAUGGCUAUUGACAGCCCCUCGAUCGCCUACCUCUGUGGCGAGUGCUCAGCUCGUGUGCCAUUGAAGCGCGGCGACCAGAUUCGGUGCAAGGACUGCGGACACCGCGUACUAUACAAGGAGCGGACCAAGCGGCUGACUUUCUCUCUCGCUUGGGAUAGCAUGGUGCAAUUUGAGGCUCGUUAA
Messenger RNA from Penicillium macrosclerotiorum, 258 nucleotides. RefSeq names its product Rpo12/RPC10 RNA polymerase subunit family protein. The transcript is spliced from 2 exons. Gene Ontology annotation, cellular component: RNA polymerase I complex; RNA polymerase II, core complex; RNA polymerase III complex. NCBI's taxonomy places the organism in Eukaryota, Fungi, Ascomycota, Eurotiomycetes, Eurotiales, Aspergillaceae. Gene Ontology annotation, biological process: DNA-templated transcription. Gene Ontology annotation, molecular function: zinc ion binding; DNA binding; DNA-directed RNA polymerase activity. The record is from RefSeq and is a predicted model, not a curated record. The coding region runs from base 1 to 258 and encodes 85 amino acids.